Messenger RNA from Menidia menidia (Atlantic silverside), 1419 nucleotides. NCBI's taxonomy places the organism in Eukaryota, Metazoa, Chordata, Actinopteri, Atheriniformes, Atherinopsidae. The record is from the annotation of a GenBank genome assembly.
GCUUUGAGCAGAGGGACUGACGCGCUCAGGAUGUUGCUCUCCGUGCUGCUUCUGCUGCUGGUCAGCAGCACACAAGCUACACAUUUUUAUGGCACAGUGAUGACCUACUACCCAAAGGACAAUGGAAAUGGAACGAUCACGGUAAUCCUCCGCUAUAAGCUGAGUUUCCACCAUUGCUCUGGCUCUUACACAUGGACCUGCACCUCCGGCUUUGACUGUGGUGUUUUGACCCAGUCCUUUUUAAGAGAGGUGGACAGGGAGAGCAACGGAGAGUGGUGUCAGCGUGAAGGACUUCUCCUAUCUUCCAACGAUUCCAGCAAUGCUCCAUUUCAGAUGCAGUUAGAUGGUGGCAACUGGAUAGAUAAUAUUGUCAAUGGUAUUCAGAAUUGGAAAGCUGUGACUGGGGUUGAGCUGAGAAACAGGUCGGACACUGGCAUGGCCAAUACAUCCCCACAGACCACCAUUCUACCAGCACUAAGAGUUCCGUCAAACUGUCAAAGAGAUUUUGACUUGUUGGCGUUUGAUCCUGAUGGAGAUGUGGUCAAGUGCAGAAAUGGUGCCGGAUCAGAGUGUGACCCCUGCACACCACCAUCUGUCCUCAGCCUCACAUCUUCCUCAUGUAAGCUGUCAUUUAGCCCGACCAACAGCAGCUCUGAGGGGCCUUAUGCAGUCCAGCUGAUGAUGGAAGACUUUCCCAGACAGAGUAUCACCCUGACUCAAACAAACGGUGAACAAGUGGUUAAAAGUACCAGUGAUGCCAUCAGCAAGAUACCAAUCCAGUUUGUUGUGAAAGUUGAUCCUGUCGCACCGUCUUGCACGGAAGGACACUUUCUGCCUAAAUUCUUGGCUCCAACCCCAGCCAACAGGGCUCAGCUCUACAUUCCCGUCAAUCAGGUGCUGGAGAUCCCCAUCAGAGCAGAGGCAGCUAACUCCGUGAUCUCUGAGCUUCUUUUCAGUGGACCGCACAAUGUCAACCAGAAUGACUUAGGCUCAGGAAACUUCUCUUUGACAUGGACGCCCUCUGAGCAGGAAGAUGGACAGAGCCACCCCAUCUGUUUUGUCAUCCAGGCAAACUCAAGCAGCCGCCUGUAUCACUCUGAGCUCCGAUGUCUCAUUGUGACAGUUGGUAACUUCACCUACAACUACCACAUCUCCGCCUACAACAACCACCUCUUCACCUACAACUACCACAGCUCCACCUACAACAACCACUGCUUCACCUACAACUACCACAGUUCUGCCUACAACUACCACAGCUUCACCUACAACCACCACCACCUCACCAACUACUACAGCUCCGCCUACAACAACCACUGCUUCAACUACAACUACCACAGUUCUGCCUACAACUACCACAUCUCCACCUACAACUACCACAUCUCCACCUGCAACUUCAGCAGCUAUCCUACCCAUGUGUAA